AUGAAGUUCUCCACCAUCAUCGCCGCCGCCAUGGCCACCUUCGCCGCCGCCGCCCCCGUCGCCGACUCCAACACCGCCGCCUCGACGCCGUCGCUCCAGUCCCUCGAGUCCCGCGCCGUCUUCGACCUGUCUCAGCUCAACGGCCUGCAGGGCUUCCAGAACGUCGACCUCAACUACCUGCUGCGCCUCAACAGCGUCGACCUCAACCUCUUCGCCCAGCUCGGCCAGGUCCAGAACUUCAACCUGCUCAACUUCCAGCACCUCUUCAACGUCCAGCAGUUUGACGUCCUCGCCCUGCUCCAGCUGCAACAGCUCCAGACCCUCCUCGCCCUGCACGGCCAGGGCGUCUUCAACGGCCUCAACCUCGUCGACUUGCGCCUCGGCGGCCUCAACCUCGGCCUCGUGGGCGGCAUCCAGGGCGUCAACCUCGCCCAGUUCAUCGGUGGCGACGUCAUCCCUCAGGUCGCGCAGAUUGCGCAGCAGCCCACAAACUUUGUCAUCGUCGCAAAGAACUAA
Messenger RNA from Verticillium nonalfalfae, 516 nucleotides. RefSeq lists its product as uncharacterized. The record is from RefSeq and is a predicted model, not a curated record. Lineage: Eukaryota; Fungi; Ascomycota; Sordariomycetes; Glomerellales; Plectosphaerellaceae. The coding region runs from base 1 to 516 and encodes 171 amino acids. The transcript has 2 exons.